Molecule: messenger RNA, 1791 nt
Organism: Fonsecaea erecta
Lineage: Eukaryota; Fungi; Ascomycota; Eurotiomycetes; Chaetothyriales; Herpotrichiellaceae
Exons: 1
Coding region: 1-1791 (596 amino acids)
Biological process (GO): adenylate cyclase-activating G protein-coupled receptor signaling pathway
Cellular component (GO): plasma membrane
Molecular function (GO): G protein-coupled receptor activity
Source: RefSeq, a predicted model, not a curated record
AUGGGCACACCGGGGGGGAGUGCCAACGGUGCGUUAAGCGAUGAACAAAAUCAAGCCAUUCUGAUUUCUGCGCUGGCAUGCGCUUCCCUGAGUUUGGUCGUGGUCCUGGUUACGUUACGAUGGUUCCUCAUCAUGCGGAGGAGCUUCCGGCAUCGCCUGGUUUUGUAUCUCAUCAUCAGCGACACAUUCAAAGCGGUUUGGUACUUCGUCUUUCCAACCGUGGUGUUCGUUAAAGGACCGGUCAAAAGCAAUUCGAAUUUCUGUCAAGCCAGCGGGUUCAUGCUUGUGAUUGCGAUCGAGGCUUCCGACAUGGCCAUUCUCAUCAUUGCCCUGCAUUCCAUCCUCUACAUUCUCAGACCGAGUAGCAAAUUGGGGGAGGGAGGACUGUAUCGAUAUCGCCGUUGGACUUAUCUCAUGUGGCUUGGUCCGCCGGUGUUGGCAGCAUCAUUGGCGUUCCUUCAUGACAACAAUGCCUAUAUUACAGCCGGUACCUUCUGCUACCUUCCCAAACGGCCCUUCUGGUAUCGACUGGCCCUGUCAUGGGUUCCCCGAUAUCUCAUCAUAGCCAUAAUCCUGCUCAUGUAUAUCUGGAUUUACAUCUACGUCCACAUCAAAUUCCGGGGGUUUGAUAACCUCGGCGCCACGAAUUCCUCCUACGGUUCUGGGUUGAGACAACGAUCGGACCAUUCGACCCGGUGUCUCGAUACCGAGAACCGGCCAGCGCGCCUCCCCUCCCAAGCCUCGAUGUUGCAGACCCAGAAUCCCAUCGUCGGGGCGGCUGUGGCACCUGAAGAACGUCAGCCUUGGGACGACAUGAACUUUAUUACCUCGAAGCCGCUCCAGAGCAUCGCGAUUGAAAGUCGUCGGGGAAGCGAAGCGAGGAACAAGUUGGCGCGGGGGAGCGAGUGGUCUGGUGAAACCCACAUCCCUCCGGAUCAUGCUGUUGAACCACCAUCCUCGACAACCCCUGAGGUGCAGAAUAGGUCAGCAGUCCCGCGAUCUCUGUCCCUGACGAAGGACCAGAUUAUGGGAAUGUCCGUUGCCUGCCCACUGACACCGACCACCAACUCGACCGGAGUCAAUGACCCCCUCAAGAAGACCAGGUUGGCGAUACGCAAGCAGCUGCGGUAUUUGUUCAUCUAUCCGCUUAUCUACAUCAUCAUGUGGAGUUUUCCGUUCGCAGCUCACGCCCUCAACUACAGUAACUACUACGUUGGGCAUCCUAUCUUCUGGCUGUCUUUGGUGCAGACCGUCAUGCUGAGUCUGCAGGCCGGCGUGGACAGCGUCCUGUUCUCCUGGACCGAAAAGCCGUGGAGACGGGUUGACCCGAGUUCCAAAUUUUCCAUCGCUUUCCUGCGACAGCGCAGCAAGGCAUUGCUGGAACGUCGUGGCCGAGGACAGCAGGCUUCGCGUGCCGCAGACGAAGGAGCGGUGCCGGAACCUGCAGCAAGACAGAACCCACACUGGUGGGAGGCUGAGGGCCGACGGCGCAACGACAGUGUCUGGCUUGGAACGAAUAGGCUGUCCGACUUUUUCUCCCCCAUCACCAGCCGAGCGCGGUCACGAAGCCCAGAUAAGAACAGAAGAAGCUACCAUGCACGGACACGGAGUCCUGAACUAUUUGUGCCCAGGCUUCAGACCAUCUUUCCGGGAAAACUUCACGUUUCCAAAAGAGACACGGUGUCGCCCGUGGCCAUGGAAGGGUUACUGGAAGUGCUGGAGUUGACCUGCAAGGCAGAGCGGUGUCUGAGUGAGCAUACCAGCGAGCAGGAGAGUCCCACUCUCGGCUAA